AUGCAGAUGUGGCACGGCGAUAUCCAUUGUGUUACCUCCUAUAAUUUUAUCGAGGCUGAUUUACGAUCGAUUGUUCGGCCGGUGGACAGUCGGCGGGGCGGUGUGUGCGUGCGCCGGCGCAUGUGUGCGCCCGUGCGUGCCUACCAGCGCGUCGCGACUUACCUGCAGAUGGCGCUCGGAUGUGACCAGUUCUCUCGCCGCACAACGCCCUCG
Molecule: messenger RNA, 213 nt
Organism: Iphiclides podalirius (scarce swallowtail)
Lineage: Eukaryota; Metazoa; Arthropoda; Insecta; Lepidoptera; Papilionidae
Source: the annotation of a GenBank genome assembly